AUGUGGAAGCAGCCGCCGGCAACCGCAUCCCGCGGUCCCGUUCUCGUGCACCAGCACGUGCACAUGCGCGCCAGCUCGUGCGCCCGGUCCUCCUCCAUGCCAGACUCUGUAAUCGCGUUUAUGGCGACGGAGUUCCAUAAUCUCCAGGAGAUGCGGCAGAGUGCGUCACUGGUAACAAAGGUGUUUAUACAAAGAGACUACAGCGAAGGAACCGUGUGUCGAUUUCAGAUCAAAUUCCCUUCAGAGCUCGAAAACAGGAUUGAGAGAGCUUUACUUGAGCAGACGUUGAGGACCAUCAACUCUUUCUAUGUCGAAGCUGAAAAAAUUGGGGGCCAGUCAUACUUGGAAGGAUGUCUUGCUUGUGCGACAGCUUACAUCAUCUUCCUCUGCAUGGAGACACGCUACGAGAAGGUGCUAAAGAAGAUAUCAGCGUACAUUCAGGAGCAGAAUGAGAAGAUUUAUGCUCCUAGGGGUCUGCUUCUUACAGACCCCGUAGAAAGAGGAAUGAGGGUUGUAUCCUUUGUUCACCUGCUAUUAAAGAGUGAAACAAUCAGGCAUUGGAUGAGGGCUAAAGUCUGGAUAUGCUACAUCCAAAUGGAUUCACUGGAGAUCAGCGUGUUUGAAGACCGAGGCUCAGUCAGCUCCAGUCCCAGCACCAGCGUGUCAUCAGGCAGCAGUGCUCGAUGA
Messenger RNA from Menidia menidia (Atlantic silverside), 687 nucleotides. NCBI's taxonomy places the organism in Eukaryota, Metazoa, Chordata, Actinopteri, Atheriniformes, Atherinopsidae. The record is from the annotation of a GenBank genome assembly.